Messenger RNA from Brassica oleracea var. oleracea, 657 nucleotides. RefSeq lists its product as uncharacterized. The record is from RefSeq and is a predicted model, not a curated record. Bases 1 to 657 code for a protein of 218 amino acids. Lineage: Eukaryota; Viridiplantae; Streptophyta; Magnoliopsida; Brassicales; Brassicaceae. The transcript is spliced from 2 exons.
AUGGCUUACGUGUACGUUCGCGGCUCUUUGUGCAUUGAUCGGGGGAAUCUUUCGGCCUCUAUGCGGAGCUCACGAAGGCUGUUGAACGAAACAGGAGAGUCUGGUGUAUGGUACUUGGGGAUCCCUCGCUCCGCUACCAUCUCUGAUGUGGUCUGUGAGUCUGGUUGGAAGAUCCGUGCAAGAGGGCAACGACGGUUCCCUGAAGUUUAUGAAAAACUAAAUGCAAGGCAGGUGCUUAACCACAAUUCUGGGGAGGACAUUGUGCUCUGGAGAGCAGGUCCUGACGAGUUCGAAGCCUCUUUCUCCUCUGUUAAGACCUGGAAUUAUCUGCGAGACAAAAGAGCUGAGGUUGCGUGGAGGAGGUUGGUUUGGUUUUCUCAGGCAGUACCACGACAUGCAUUUAUGGCAGGGUUUGUAUUUAGAGAUCGACUGUCUACUGGAGAUAGAACAAAGAGUUGGGGUAUUGAGCAGUAUUAUAUGCUUUGUGGAAAGAAGAAUGAGACCACGGACCACAUGUUCUUUGCUUGUCCGUACUCGUUCAAUGUAUGGAUGAACACAGCAGGAAGGCUCCUUGGAAGCGCCAUAAUGCCUGACUGGACUGAUACUGUCGCAUCUCUUAUGCUUCCCUGCUCGUACCGACAUGAUCAUGUCCUUUAG